UGCAGAGGCCUUUCGUCGAUCACUCUUCUUUAGUGCAGAUUGUAUAAAGAGAGAGAAAGAGAGGGAGGGAGCGAAGAGUUGAGAGAGAGGGAGAGGGAGGAUGAGAAACAGAAGGCACGCCAUUGUCUGUCUUCUUCUCUCUCUUUUCUCUCUCUCGGUCACCGUCACCAAAUGCUCCUCUCCUGAUCUCGCUGUCCUCCGAGCGUUCAGGGCUUUUUCCGACCCCUCUAACUCCCUGACGUCAUGGGAUUCCGGCGACCCUUGCUCUGGAAAAUGGUUGGGGAUCACCUGCAAGAACCGGAGGGUCACCCACUUUGUUCUACAGGGCCUCAAUCUCUCUGGUCCCCUUCAACCACUGACCGAAUUGGACCAACUCAGAGUCCUCAGUCUUAAGCACAACUCCUUCGCUUCCCCACUCCCGGACCUCACCUCAUGGAGGAACAUGAAGCUCCUCUACCUCUCCCACAACCGGUUCUCCGGCGACUUUCCCGCCGGAAUCUCCAGCCUCCGGAGACUCCACCGCCUCGACCUCUCCUACAACGAACUGUCCGGCAGAUUGCCGCAGGAGCUGAACAGACUCAACUCUCUGCUCACUCUCAGGCUUGAGCACAACAGAUUCACGGGUACCCUCCAGGUUUUCGCCUACAAGAUGGACACCACGCUGGAGGACUUCAACGUUUCCGGCAACAACCUGACGGGUGCGAUCCCCGUUUCGCUCUCCGGCUUCUUAGCUUCAGCUUUCGCCGGGAAUUCGCGUCUCUGCGGACGGCCAUUGCCCGAAAGGUGCCAAGUCCCGAAGCCCAUUUCGGAGAUUCCUCUCCCCUUGAACCGGAAACCCGCGAAGAGGUCCGUCGGGAAAGUGGCUGCCAUCGUGAUCGCGAUCGCUGAUCUGUGCGCAUUGGGGCUUAUAAGCUGGGCCCUGUUCUACUGUUGCUGCCGGUACUACAGAGAUGGGGAGAAGAAGUGGAAGCAGAGGAAGAAGGCGGGAGGGGAGGAAGGAUUGACGACGGGGUGUAUGAGUACUGAUCUUUACGGGAAGAGCCCAACAGGGGAGGAGAAAGAGGAGAGAAAGAAAGAGGAGAGAAUGGUGUUCUUCCAGGGGAGGAAGAGGUUCAGAUUGGAGGAUCUGCUAAAGGCCUCUGCAGAGAUGCUGGGGAAGGGCAGCAUGGGGAGCACCUACAAGGCCUCCUUUGAUGAUGGGGCGGUGGUGGUUGUGAAGAGGCUGAGGGACAGAGCCAGUGGUAUCGGGAAGAAGAAGAGCAUGGAACACCAGAUGCAGAUUCUCGGCGGCCUCAACCACCCGAACGUCGUGAGUUUGAUGGCCUACUACAAGUCCAGAGACGAGAUGCUGCUCGUCUACGAUUACUUCCCUAAUGGAAGCCUCCACGCUCUCCUACACGCAGGUAAUCGUGGUCCUGGUCGAAUGCCACUAGAUUGGACUACCAGACUGAAGUUGGCGCUUGACUCUGCAAAAGGCCUAUCUUUUGUCCAUCGGGGCUGCAACUCCAAGCUUUUCCACGGGAAUCUAACUGCCUCCAACAUUUUAAUCGAUCGUGCCGGCAACGCAUGCCUCUCAGACUUGUCUAUCUCGCAGUUUGUCACAUUCUCUUCAACCACGAUGAACUAUUCAUCCGCUAAUUACCGGGCACCAGAACAGGUUCAAGGAGGCAAGCGGCCCUCUCAGAGGACUGAUGUGUACAGCUUCGGCAUCAUUCUUCUGGAAAUUCUUACUGGGAAGUCACCGUCGGAAGGAAACUUCUCUCUACCCAAAUGGGUGCAGUCGGUUGUGAAGGAGGAAUGGACUUCUGAGGUGUUUGAUUUGGAGCUGUUAAGGUACAAGGACAUGGAAGGGGAGAUGGUGGCCCUGUUGCAGAUAGCAUUGCAGUGCUUAUCUGAACUUCCUCACCAAAGGCCCAAGAUGAGCCAAGUUGUUAAGAUGAUUCUGGAUAUUAGGGGUACAAAUGAUGAGGAAGCAACAUGUAGCUCUCUGCAGAAUGACAAUUCUUCUGACUCCUCUCGUUCUAUAUCUGGUGAAACAGGGACAACCACCACUGCUACUUAUUGAAAGAAGAAAGCACGGAGUGGCUGUGUACAUAAAUGGAACUUCAAUUGGAUUCUACCAGCAGUCCUCUUCUUCUUCCCUGUACCAGAACUCAUGACAUGAAGGUUGUAUUAAUUUCUUUAUUUGAAGGUUGAAAUGAUUUUUAGCUCUCUUUUGUAUGCUAAAACCAUCAAGAUGGUCAAGGUCUUAAUUUAUUAAAAUGUCGCUCUA
Messenger RNA from Nymphaea colorata (pocket water lily), 2272 nucleotides. Its product is annotated as probable leucine-rich repeat receptor-like protein kinase At1g68400. The record is from RefSeq and is a predicted model, not a curated record. Lineage: Eukaryota; Viridiplantae; Streptophyta; Magnoliopsida; Nymphaeales; Nymphaeaceae. Gene Ontology annotation, molecular function: protein binding; ATP binding; protein kinase activity. The coding region runs from base 101 to 2065 and encodes 654 amino acids. Gene Ontology annotation, biological process: protein phosphorylation. The transcript has 2 exons.